Molecule: messenger RNA, 780 nt
Organism: Haliotis rubra (blacklip abalone)
Lineage: Eukaryota; Metazoa; Mollusca; Gastropoda; Lepetellida; Haliotidae
Exons: 1
Coding region: 1-780 (259 amino acids)
Source: RefSeq, a predicted model, not a curated record
AUGCUCAAACAUGAGCUGGAGAUUUCAGUUGAUCAAACGUACUUCUGGACAGACAGCAUGUCAGUUUUAAGAUACAUCGCCAAUGAUUCAAAGCGAUUCCGCACCUUUGUAGCAAAUAGGCUAUCAGUGAUUCAUGAAGGGUCAGUCCCAUCACAAUGGAAAUAUGUGGAUACUCAAAACAAUCCCGCAGACGAAGCAUCUCAAGGACUGUCAAUAGAUGCAUUUCUGAAAGAUACCAGAUGGAUAUCUGGACCAGAGUUCUUAUGGGAAAAUGAAGAAAUGUGGCCCCAACAGACACACAUUUCAACUGACAUUCCAAUGAAAGAUGUGGAAUUAAGGAAGGUUGCCCAGGUCAACCAGAUAGACUACAGAAAGCCAUGCAAAGAAGUAGAUAGCCUUAUCAGUCGCUAUUCGGACUGGUUUGCUCUGAAGAAGGCUAUUGCAUGGGUACUCAGGAUACGGGAAGUACUCCUAGACCGGAGUAAAAUGAAGAAGGCAGGUUUAACACCACAGAAAAGUAAGCCUGUCGUGUUGACAGUAAAAGAAUUGGAAGAAUCGGAGAAAGCCAUUAUUCUGUGUGUUCAACAGCAGAACUUUUCAAGUGAGCUUGAAAGACUUACCUCAAACAAUGGACUUAAUCUGAGCAAAGGCAGUCCAAUCUCCAAGCUUGAUCCAUUUGUAGAAGAUGGUAUACUUAGAGUGGGUGGAUGUUUAAGUAGGGCCAACAUGCCAGAGAGCGCGAUGUACCCAGUGAUUCUACCAAAGAAAUCUCAUGUGUAA